Molecule: messenger RNA, 2347 nt
Organism: Aedes albopictus (Asian tiger mosquito)
Lineage: Eukaryota; Metazoa; Arthropoda; Insecta; Diptera; Culicidae
Exons: 10
Coding region: 728-2266 (512 amino acids)
Source: RefSeq, a predicted model, not a curated record
UGCAUUUCGAGUGUUGUUCCCAUCGGUAAAGGACGUGCUUUUCCGCGGAGGUUCAACCUUUGUCAGGAAUACGGGGUUGGUGCCAUUGAUGUUGUUUAGUGGUUUUUGUGGACUGUAGACGAAGUACAGCGUUGAAAUUUUAGUGCUAAGUGGGGGGCAAUCGCUGCCGCUGCGUAGAGGUUUGAUGAAAAGUGUGAAAAUUGUUCACCUUUGACCCUCCUUCGUGGUGGAAUGAAGUGAAUCACCAGAGGCAGCUUUGGAUGAAGAAAGUGUCGCAUAACUCGGGUGUACAGUAAAUCCUCGCGAUAUCGGAAAGCAUCGUCGUGCUAAGGAUAACCACGAUUCGUGCAUCCGGUUCGUGAAGGUUUCAUUGUAACUCAUUUUAACACAGCCCGCACGGGUUUAAUGUUCGAGGUGGGAAAGUGAUUUCCUCGACAGUGCUCUUGCGUCUUAAGUGUGGCAGCUUAAUUGAUUUUUAUUUUCUGUAUUAAGUGGAUUAGUGAGGGAACAGCGGUACACGUUUGCCAUCAACCAGUAGAAGUUGCAUGAAUGUUACAGUGGUGGUGGGGAUAGCGAACCAGGAAAUAUAGACCACACAAAAGGAAGCCGCACGUAAUCGAGUGGGACGUGGAAGUGAAAAGCCGCAAAGUACGCAUUAAGUGGCCAUAUUUUUUCAACCCCAACGGGAUAUCACCGGCCUCGCAGCAACCACACCGGUCCAACAAAGAUGAUUCACACCAAAAGUACGAUAGUUGCAUUGCUGCUGACAGUCAUCCUAUCCAUAUCACUUGAAAGCAAUAGUGCAGCUCCUGCAUCAUCACAAACAGAAUCCACAACUUUAUCUCAAACUCAGGGUAGGAGUAUAGAACCAGAUAGCAUAGACGAAGAGGUACUCGAGCUUGAGCAUUUGAAGCAUCCUCCACCGCAGCCGAGUGGGGGUGCCAACACCAAGGAGGAAAUUCUACCCCAGCUGGAAAAGCAACUGGAGGAGGAAGCUCAAGCGUCCGCUUCGAUAACCUCCUCGGAUGAGGUCGGCGAUGACAACGACGAUGACGACGAUGAUAAUGAUGACGAUAAUGACACCGGUGGUGACUCCAACGAUGGCGACGACGAGGGAAGCAGCGACUAUGCCGAAAAGUUGGCCAAGGCAUCCGAGAGCAUGCUGCUGAAGACGUUGGCAGAAUAUCACAACCAACAACGUCAAGAACUGCAAGCGGCCCAGCACCAGCAUCAUCUUCCGCCGGUCGGAGGUGAUAGCAACAAGCUCGACGCGGCUGAUGAGAACAUGAAACUAAUGAAGUUAUUACCAGGGGCUGCACGGCUUACUUUUGGGCAACGCUACAGUUCCGAUAGUACGACAACGACAACCACAUCAACGGCGGCCCCAAAAACUACACCACGUUCGCAGCCUGAAGAAAUUCCCAACAAUGAAGAGGAUGAUGGUUCUCACACAAACAACGGCCAUCGUCGAGGCGAUAAUGCUGAAGUAUUGCUGCGACAUAGUGGUGGCCAGUAUUCAGCCUUCGACAUGUCCCAAUACGUUUUCUGGACAGGCGACGAAGCCGGAGUUGCACGAGCUGUAGAAGAGCUAAUCCAGAAAGGACUGAUGACCCGCGAUAAUGCAAUCAAAUUUCUGCGAGACAUUCGUCUUGGCAUUGACUACCUUCAAAACACAUAUUCAAACCAUCCGCUGAAAACGUCCGAGAAGCAUUGGAAUACGGAAAGCAGUGUCGCAGCCAGUACCACUGGAAGCACCGUGACCGAGGCACCGACUACCAUUGCAACGCAGACAGAAACAGCAACAGCCGGCGUUAUGACCGGACAACCAGCAACACUGGCACCAGAAAUCCUAAAGGUUAUCGAAAGGUUACCGAGUCUUUUGAAACUGAAUGAGCUUAACGAGCAAACAGAUUCUACACAAGAUUACGACGACGUGGUAGGACGGUUGCGGUUGGCUGAUUUCCUAUAUGCGGAGUAUUCGUUGGAAGAAGUUAUCUAUCAGCUGGCGAAGGUUAUGUUCACCCAGUCCCUGACACGGGGCUCAGAGCCGGCCCAGCAUGCUUUGCAAAAGCUCACGGAGUUUCUGGAAUCUGAAGGCAAUCAUGGACGAAUUUCACCUGUGCUACAGAAGAAGAUUCUAGACGUUCUUUUGGCUGCGCUGGCUGAUACUCUGGCUGAAAAUCCCGAACUAUUGAAAGCAGCACGAACUGCACUGGGAAAGCAUAUGGAUAAGAUUCCUCAAAGAUUCUCUCAUGCUAAUCAUUAAACGAUGAGAUGCUCUAGGCACAACAUGUGGAUCUGUUAACCAGCCUUGGAUUUGUUUCCGUAAUAAAAAAAUAAUGAAUAU